Messenger RNA from Ruditapes philippinarum (Manila clam), 2220 nucleotides. RefSeq names its product xanthine dehydrogenase-like. The record is from RefSeq and is a predicted model, not a curated record. NCBI's taxonomy places the organism in Eukaryota, Metazoa, Mollusca, Bivalvia, Venerida, Veneridae. The annotation marks the transcript as partial. Gene Ontology annotation, molecular function: iron ion binding; oxidoreductase activity; flavin adenine dinucleotide binding. The transcript has 19 exons.
UUCCUGAACGACUUUAUACACUAUGCUGUCAAUGCAUGUUUGUUUCCGCUAUGUGCGGCACAUGGCCUGGCUAUCACAACUGUGGAAGGAGUUGGAAACCCUGCCACUGGGUUGCACGCCGUUCAGCAACGUUUGAUUGAAUCUCAUGGACUACAGUGCGGUUUCUGCACUCCUGGUUUUAUAAUGUCAGCGUUUGCCUUGCUGCGAAACAAUCCAAAUCCGACACGUGACCAAGUUGAAAGCGCCAUUGAAGGAAACCUUUGUCGAUGCACAGGAUACCGUCCUAUUCUAGACGCACUUCUAACAUUUACCGAGGAAGGAUGUCCAAUGGGUAAGGCAUGCUGUAAAAAUACAGGCUCAGUAGAUACUAACCAAGACAAAAGUAAAAAGCAACUGGUCAUUGAUGAUGAUGAUAAACAGGUUGCAAUAUUUCCGCCCGAACUUCAGUUACGUGAACAAUAUUUCGACAAAGAGGAACAGUUUACGAAUGGGGGACACACAUGGUACCGUCCAGUUAACUUGCAACAGCUUUUGGCCCUUAAAGAAAAAUAUCCACGGUCUCCUAUUAUUAUGGGCAACACAACAACAGAUGAACAGAGCAUGCACGUGACAGUUAUUCUGGAAAUGAUAUCUAGAUAUGGAUCUGAACAAAUCAGAAAUGUUGCGGAUGAAAUUAGUGCUUUCUACAAGCAGUCGGAAAGGAGAUCUUUCUCCCUGGCAAUUGUCAAUGCUGGGAUGUUUGUAAAGAUGGGUCCAAAGAAUGAUACGAUCGAAACUCUAAGGUUAUGCUAUGGUGGAAUUUUCAAAGAAGAACUGGUUAUAGACAAAGUAACUUCAGUUGCAACUGGAAGAAAAUUUGAUGACAGCUUACUUCAUGAAAUUCUGGCUGUAAUAAGCGAAGACCUUAGCAUUGACAACGGUCGUACAAUAGAUACAUACAAGAUUUCGGUGGCAUCAGCCUUAUGGUUUAAAUUUUUUAGCUUAGUACAAGCUAAAUUACAGCUGCACGAACAAGACUAUAGUUUAAGCCGUCCAGUUUCCCUACCACCAUACAGUAGUACUCAGGUGUUCGACCCAUGCACUGGUGAAGAUCAAGUAGAAAGCGAUGCUUUAGGGAGAACUGUAGCUAAUGUCCAUUCGGAAGCUGCCGUGUCAGGGGAAGCCAUCUAUGUUGAUGACCUACCAGUGCAUCAAAAUGAGCUAUUUGCCGCCCUUGUCCUAAGUAAAGUAGCACAUGCGAGGAUUACAACGGUUGACACGACACAAGCCUUAAAGCUUAAAGGUGUUCAUGGAUAUAUUGAUCACACAGACAUCCCUGGAAGGAACAAGUUUGGUGUUUUACUACCAGAUCAUGAGGUUUUCAGCUCAGAAGAAAUUUUAGCAUUUGGUCAGCCAAUCGGAGCAAUCAUUGCCGACACCAGAGAAGUUGCACAACGAGCUGUGUCCUUGGUGAAUGUACUGUACGAGGAGAUGAAGCCAAUACUAACAAUAGAGGAUGCUAUAGAGAACAAUUCUUUCUAUGGCGAACCACAAGUACUGGUAAAUGGAGACGUGGAAAAGGGGUUCACUGAAUCUGACAUUGUAAUUUCAGGCGAAUAUCAAACUGGAUUACAGCAUUUGUACCUUGAGCCAAUCGCUGCACUGGUCAUACCAAAAGAAAACCAGGAAAUGGACGUCGAUUUAACAACUCAAAAUCUUAGAGCAUUGCAAGCCUAUAUAGCUGAACUUUUGAAUGUUGCUCAUCAUAAAAUAACAUGCAGAGUAAAGCGUCUUGGUGGUGCUUUCGGAGGUAAAGAAGCCCAAGUUAUGAUGACAGCAGGUGCAGCGGCUGUUGGUGCUCAUAAAAUGAAACGACCAGUCCGGUGUGUCUUACCUAGGGCGACAGACAUGAUGGUUACUGGGAAAAGACACCCGUUCCUAGGGAAGUAUAAGGUUGGUUUCAGCAAAGAAGGGAUCAUCAAUGCAUUAGAUAUCAAGUUUUACAGCAAUGCUGGAUAUAGUUUAGAUGUUUCUAGCCUGGUUUUGGACAUGGCAAUAAAGUCUACUGAAUCAGGCUAUAGAGUUAGAAAUAUUAAAAUAGAAGGAUAUUUGUGCAAAACUAAUUGCCCAUCAAACACAGCGUUCAGGGGCUUUGGUCAUCCGCAAGCAGUCACCAUCAUGGAAGACGUCGUAUUCAAAAUUGCAAACCAGCUAAACAUACGUUCAGAAAAGGUGAUUUGA